GGCCAAUUUGCCACCGAACACUUGCUCAAUUGCUGAACGACCAUGGCAGCCAACACCAUCGCAUGGGGAGAAACGCGCGCCCCGAUCCAUCGCGGCGAGAAGCUCCUGACGCCUGGGUACGCGACGGAUCUCGAGCUCAAGAUCCCCGCCACCAUCGAGGGCCCGAAGCGCACCGAGAAGAGCUGGGGGCGGAUUUGGCUUACUGACCAACGCAUCAUCUUCAUCGCGCUCAAGCGGCCCGGCGGCGAGGACUUGAAUGCGCCACACCGCGAGCCCGGCGCACCGGAGCUGCACUCGCUCAUCAUCCCCUAUGACACGAUCAAGGAUACGUCGUUCCACCUCCCCAUCUUCAGUGCCAACCACCAGCUGAUCGAGUUUUUGCCUGAUCCCACACAUCCCAGUCCGAACCUUCCAAAUCCCGGCAACGACUCUGCCCUCGUGUGCAAACUCAUCUUGUCGGAUGGGCUGGGACACAACAUGUACAAGCGCAUUGAGAAGGAGCGUGAGGCCUGGCUCAAGCGCCUGCGUGAGGGGGAGACGCUUCCGGCAUACACUCCAGCAGCACCAGGCGAGGCGCCUCCUCCGCCUCUAUCCACCGACUGAACGCUAUGGCGACCGACUAGAACCCCGUCGACCAACUAGACCUCCCUAGAUUAGAAGUACAAGUACUGCAUACAUACAUACAUAGUCUGAUAGAGCUACCCCGUGCGGCGUGGGUACCACCACGCACCAUCUCUCCCCUUGACAACUCGCACAUACUUCGCCACGAGCUUGUCUCGCGCCUUGCUAUCGCCUUCGGGGUAAAGUCCGCGCAUGAAGGGAAUCAUCUCGUCAGGCCUCCAUCGCGGGCGCGCAAGGAAGAGGUCGGCGAAGCGCGUCGGCGCAUGAGCGCUCAGCGUGUGCACGGGGAAGUACUCGACAAGCUGCCCCUUCGCAGUGGCCGCUGGCGGAGGGUCGCGGAGGAGAUACGAGCCAGUGAGGAGGUCCAUGGCGACAUGGCCCUCGAAUGCACCGGCUUGGAUGCGCCAGUCGGCAAGUAGACUGUCCAAGGG
Cutaneotrichosporon oleaginosum is the source of this 1052-nucleotide messenger RNA. RefSeq lists its product as uncharacterized. Lineage: Eukaryota; Fungi; Basidiomycota; Tremellomycetes; Trichosporonales; Trichosporonaceae. The record is from RefSeq and is a predicted model, not a curated record.